AUGGAGGUGCUCGCAUCAGUGGUGGAACUUCUGGGCGAAGUGCUGGUGCAUAAAAUAAAUUUCCUUCGAACAGUUCGGGGAAAGGUGGAGCUACUCAAGGACGAGCUCGAGCGCAUCCAAUGCUACCUCAAAGACGCCAACCAAAAGCAAGCCGACAGCGAAGGCGUCCGCAACUGGAUCUCCCAGCUCCGGGAGGUUGCUCUCGACUCGAGAGACGUCGUCGAGAUGUUCAUCCUCAAAAUCGAGAGCAAAUCCCGCCUCGGAAAAUACUCCACCUUCCCCAAACACAUGCACUACGUCAACAAAGUCGGGAAAGAGAUCGAUGCCAUCCAGGAACGGCUGCAGGCCAUCCACAAGAACCGCGAGAACUACGGGUUAAGGGAUCUUGAGGACGAGUCAGAGUCGGUUUCCGGGUCCAGAGUCGAGUCAUGGCGGAGGAUGCCGGUUUGGCAAAAGGACGAACACUUCGUUGGCGUCGCAGAUGAUAUGCACAAGCUUCUUCAGGAAUCGAUUAAUGAGGAGAGGGAAGGGCUGUCGAUCGCCGUGAUUGAGGGCAUGGGCGGGAUCGGAAAAUCAACCCUUGCUCGCAAAAUAUACAACGAUGUUUCUGGACGAUUCGAUUGCCGUUGCUGGGCCGUGGUUUCAAGCGGAUUUGAUCCGAGGGAGACGGUCAAGCAGCUUAUCAUGCAGUUGCCGAGGUCGCAGCGGCUGCGAGAUGAAAUCAGGAAAAUCGAGAAGUCGACUAAAGAUGCGAGGUAUCUUCUUGAAAAGCUUCAAGAGAUGCUCUAUGAACAGCUCAAGGGGAAAACUUAUUUCAUAGUUCUUGAUGAUAUUUGGGAGAUAGAACAUUGGGAGUCUCUCAGAUAUGCCUUUCCAGAUAAACCAGAUAAACCAAGUAGAUUACUAAUCACAACUCGCAACAAGACGAUUGCAAACUACGGGGACUACGCCCUUGAGAUGAAGGUUCUAGGCCACGACGAGAGCUGGGAAUUAUUCGUGAAGAAGGCAUUCAUCCACGCCAAACCCCCCCAAUGUCCCGAAGAACUCGAGCCCAUCGGACGAGAAAUCGUGGAGAAGUGCAAUGGCCUGCCUCUUGCCAUCACCGUGGUCGGAGGCUUACUAGUCGAACCACACACGAAGAGAAAAUGGGAAGAAGUCUUAAAGCAAGUGAACUCUCAUCACAAAAGAUCAGAAAGCAGAAUAUCAACAAUUUUGGAGUUGAGUUACCAAAACCUGUCUCCCCUGUUGAAAUCAUGCUUCUUGCGCCUCGCCUGCUUUAAGGAAGACGCAGACAUCUCCGUGAAACGGCUGAUCCAUAUAUGGAUUGGACACGGGCUAAUCCACCAUGAAGGCGGAAGAACCCUGGAUGAGAUUGCGAGAGGCUAUUUGGAUGAGUUGAUCAAUCGAAACAUGGUUCAGAUCAAGGAUUUAACGCUGGAUGGCCGCGUUAGAAACUGCCAUUUACAUGAUCUUUUCCGAGAAGUGUGUUUGGAGAAAGCAAAAGAUGAAUUAGGGUUUGAGAUCAUCGAGAAGGGGAAAGGGAAGGGGAAGCAGGAGGAGGAGGAGGCGAAGACGAGGAUGACUAAGCCUCGUCAUCGCGUUCUCUAUGGUCAGAACCUCGACACUGUGUCGAGGGACCAUACCCACCAUCUCCGCUCUCUGUUCGUCAUCAAUUCCCACUCAGAUGGCUUCAGCGAUGUCUGUGUGAAUACCCCAUUCCGUUUCUGGAAGAGUUUUCAGUUGCUCGAGAUACUCUACCUUGAAGGCGUUGGUUGGCGCGAUUUCCCUCACUCAUUCCGCUCGUUGAUCGGGUUGAGGUACCUGAGAAUACAGUCCGGUACCGCUGAGAUGGUCCAGAUCCCGGGGUGGUUCGGCCACCUUGAGAAACUCGAGAUUCUCGACGCUGGGAGCGAGAAUCUCGAGUUACCACACACCACUCCCGUGAUGGAGCGGCUGCGCUACUUCAGCGCAGCCCACAUCCACGGACUGACAACGAUGGGGAGCUUGAAACACGUGGAGACUCUGAGAUACAUCAGCGUGGACGACUUGCUACAGUGCAAGUCUCCCUCGACCUGUCCUGUUCGAGAACUGGGUCUGUUUCUCGACCAGGAGAGAGAGGGAAACGUGCUCAAGAGAGCGAGGGUGAAGAUGGAAGAGAUGACGAAUCUCGUGAAGCUGGAGCUGAUGUGGGAUCUAUCGCUGUCGAUUGAGCCAGCGAUGAUCCCUCAUCUCUCGGGGCUCACGAAGCUGAAGCUGCGAGGAAGGAUGAGGUGGUGCCCGGAUCCGGGCGUGUUCCCGCCGAAUCUGACGGAUCUGACGCUCGUGGAGACGUUUCUGGAGGAGGAUCCGAUGACGGAGCUGGGAAAGCUGCAGAAGCUGGAGUACCUGAAGUUAAGUGGCUACGCGUGCUUGGGCGAGAGGAUGAGAGUGUUGCGUGGGGGAUUCCUCGGCCUCAAAGGGCUUUCCAUUAAGGGUAUGUAUUUCUUGAAAGGGAUUGAUGUGGAAGAAGGUGGAAUGCCGCAGCUGAAACUUCUACGGAUCCAGAAUUGCCCGGACUUGAUGACUACCAAUUUGCCCCAACGAAUUCUUGCAUCAUUGUCAAUAUUGUCAUCUAUGAAGACAGUAUAAUGUUACCCAUUAAUGAUGUCCUAGAGAGUUUUUGAAAUUGUUAUGUGUAUGUGUAAUAUUUAUUGUGUUAUGAAGUGUUUGUUUUGUGGAAUAGUAAAAAAAAGUGUCUAUUUUGUGGAUUCCUAUUUUUAUCUUAA
Messenger RNA from Salvia hispanica, 2765 nucleotides. RefSeq names its product putative disease resistance RPP13-like protein 3. Gene Ontology annotation, molecular function: ADP binding. Lineage: Eukaryota; Viridiplantae; Streptophyta; Magnoliopsida; Lamiales; Lamiaceae. The record is from RefSeq and is a predicted model, not a curated record. Gene Ontology annotation, biological process: defense response to other organism.